Messenger RNA from Fundulus heteroclitus (mummichog), 1508 nucleotides. RefSeq names its product coiled-coil domain containing 3a (gene ccdc3a). Bases 185 to 1066 code for a protein of 293 amino acids. Gene Ontology annotation, biological process: negative regulation of gene expression. Lineage: Eukaryota; Metazoa; Chordata; Actinopteri; Cyprinodontiformes; Fundulidae. Gene Ontology annotation, cellular component: extracellular region. The record is from RefSeq and is a predicted model, not a curated record. The transcript is spliced from 4 exons.
CCGCAGCUCGGGGGAAUGAGCGCAGCAACAGGUUGGAGAGGCUGAGGUUUCCGACGUGAAAUCUGAUCCGCUUUUUUUCCCCUAAAGAAAGUUGUGCUGAUGUAAUUUCAAAACUUUAUAGAUGCGUUAUCUGAGACGAUUUUAGACCGCAUCCUCCAGCGCUUAGAUUUUCGUGAUUUUCGGAAUGCUCUCCGGGACUUUCUUCCUCGCAACGCUCUGCGUUCUGGCGCAGCUGGACACUUUGGAGACGUUUACGCACGGCUGCCAAUUGCCCUCCGAGUGGCGGCCGCUGAGCGAAGGCUGCCGGGCGGAGCUGGCGGAGAUCAUCGUGUACGCUCGGGUCCUGGCGAUCCACCGGGAGCCGCUGGGCUUCGGCCUGGGCAACACGCACAACUCGCUGCCCUUCGGUUACGGCUACGACGCAGCGGAGGACGGGCUGCUGUACUCGGCGGAGGUGGAGCUGCUGUGCGACCAGGCCUGGGGCAGUAUGCUGGAAGUGCCGUCUGGAUCCAGGCUCAACCUGACCGGGCUGGGGUACCUGUCCUGCCAGUCUCACGCCGUGAUGGAGAAUUACUCCUACUUUUUCUUCCUCAGGAUGGAUGAGAACUACAGCAUCCUACCUCACGGUGUCAACUUCCAGGAUGCAGUCUUCCCUGACACAGCGGAGAACAGACGCACCUUCUCCAGCCUUUUCCAGUUUUCCAACUGCAGCCAAGGGAGCCAACCAUUCCACACCUUCAGCCCAGACUGGGAAACCCAGGAGGAUAGCAGGCUGCUGUGCUCCUCGGUGCAGCUGGCCCUGUUCGAGGAGGAGGAGCGGGGCCGGAAGCUGCAGGAGCGCCUGGCUACGGCCGAGAGGAGGAACCGGCAGCUGAAGGAGCGCGUCGGCAAGGUGAAACGCUCCCUGAGAAACGCCCGCAAGGCGGCACGCAAGGCCGAGCAGGAGGCACGGAAGCUGCAGGAGCGACUGAAGGCAGCGGAGCGUCACCUCAAUGCGGUGACGCAGGAGGAGCCCCCGCUCGGGGGUCUUACGGGUGCAGCGGCGCGGGAGAGGAUGCAGCUUUAACUCUUUUUAUCUGCCAAGUGGACUGAAAGCUGGCCGUGGAGUGGGAGAGACUGCUGGACAGUCUGAAUGCAAAGGGACAAGUGCCUUUUAUGAAUCCAUACACCAACUAUUAAAGUAUUCCUUCAAAUAAUGUUCCUGUAAAUAAUCUCCUAACGCUCUGACAUGGCAUACAUAAGUGUAAAUGCUAGUCAUGUUUAUGGAAAUAAACGAAAAAUAAUCUUAAAUUUGUUUUCCGUUUCUCAUCUUGCUGUGUGACUGUGAUCAUAGAGGCGGAGCUUCUUGGCUUUAUUUCUAAGUACCAUCCUGAUAUGAUAUGAUAUAUGAAUGUUUAAAAAAAAACACUAUUCCUCUGGAAAAUAUAACAGGAACUGACUGAUUUAAAGAGAUAGGAUCAGUGGUAAAGUGCUAAAUCACGUAAAUCCAGUGCUAUCCUUGACAACCA